AAAUGGCAACAACAAGUUAUUUUAGUAUUAGUUUCACAGAGUCGGAAAAGGGCAUCAUACGAAAAAUUCUUUAACUUCCAAUCAAAUAAUAUAGAUAUUUAGAAAAUGAAGUAGAUGCUCUGAUAGAUAUAUGGAGAAUGUGUGAAAUACAUCAGCUUCCUUAUCAAUUUUACGACAAUUAAAAAUUCUAUUGUCCAGAAUGCUUGACUUAGAAAAAGCCGACCAUAUAUCAUUAUAUUAGAAGCCUUAACUUUGACCCUAUUGAAGAAAGCGAGAAAGAAUCGAUUAAAAGUUUGGAAAAUGAAUUGUCCAAAUACUAGUAAUAAAAUGUAAGGAAUUAUAUUUAUUUGUGAGAUACCUGAUAUUAAUUUUGAAGAGAGAUAGAAUAGGAUGAUGUCACAAUAAAAUAAUCGACCAAAUAAUACCAAUGCUCAAGUCUAGUAGAUUGAUAGAGAAAAUUAAGAGUUAAUGGAAUUGUUAAAAAAGAGAACUAAAUAUUUGGAAGUCUAAAAAUUUAUAUCUCAUAUUUCCAUAGAAUAAAGAAAUAGAAAAAUACACGAUGAAAUGCAUAAUGUUGAUCCUUAAAUGAGACCUAGUUAUGAUUUCAGAAAUUAAAUCCAAAAUCAUGACAACAGUCAGUUUGAAUCCAUCCUUAAGGAAUAUUUUAGAGGAUAAAUAUGAUU
Molecule: messenger RNA, 683 nt
Organism: Paramecium octaurelia
Lineage: Eukaryota; Ciliophora; Oligohymenophorea; Peniculida; Parameciidae
Source: the annotation of a GenBank genome assembly